Molecule: messenger RNA, 1431 nt
Organism: Rodentolepis nana
Lineage: Eukaryota; Metazoa; Platyhelminthes; Cestoda; Cyclophyllidea; Hymenolepididae
Source: the annotation of a GenBank genome assembly
AUGAAGGUGUCUUUGUACAUUGUAGUAACACUUCUUAUUUGUAUUUCUACUACUCGUGCUCUAUAUGGAACCGGUGACCCUGUUACCUUAUUAGAUGAAAAGAAUUUUGAUGACUUUAUUUCUCAGCCUGGUGUAAAUGUUGUCAAGUUCUAUGCCAGCUGGUGUGGUCAUUGUGAGAACUUCGCACCGACAUUCAAAAAAGCAGCCAGUGUUCUUAAAGGCUUUGUCAGUUUUGGCGUCGUUGACAACGACGCUCAUGGAAAAAUUGGAGAUCGGUUUAAUAUUGGAGGCUAUCCUACUGUUCUCAUCUUCCGUGGUGACAGAUCCGUGAAAUCGCCCGCAAAAUAUUCCGGACCCAGAACAGUUGAAGGAUUGGCAGAAUUCUUGAUGAAACAAGCUCAUGAUGUGAUUGCCAGUGCAGCUAAUAUAGAAGGUGUGAAGUUAGAUUUUGACACAAAAGCAAACUGUGGUAGUAGCGGUGGUUCAGGUGGUCAUUCAUCAUCUCAGCAUAAAGACACAGACAGCAGACAACAAGGAAGUCAAGAAGCUGAAAUUAUCCUUACUGAUGCCAACUUCGAUUCCCUUGUUCUUCAAAGUGAUGAUGACUGGCUAGUUGCUUUCAUUGCGCCAUGGUGUGGUCAUUGUCAAAAUCUUAAACCCGAAUGGAGAAAGGCUGCAGAACAGCUUCGUGGAAAGGUGAAAGUUGGUACUGUUGAUGCUACAGUUUACGAAAAACUUGGUCAGCGGUAUCAAAUAAGAGGAUUCCCCACAAUCAAAUACUUCAAAUCUGGUGAAGUUGUGGAUUAUGAACGUGGCAGAUCAGCCGAAGAUAUUGUUGCCUUUGGUUUAGAAAAACACGCUUUGAAUGGGCCACCACCAGAAGUGAAAGAGAUCACAUCGAAUUCCAUCCUGCACGAAGCUUGUGAUGAGAAACAGCUGUGUGUGAUCGGCUUUCUACCCAAUCUUCUCGACUGUCAGUCAAAAUGUCGUAAUCGCUACCUUGAUGUCAUGAAGAAUGUUGCUGAGAAACACAAGAUAAAUAAUUGGGGGUCAGUGUUAUACUUAUUAAGACUGUGUUUUUUAGAAAGGGUUUUUUUCAUUACUAUUCCAUUUUGUAGCUGGUUAUGGUCGGGAGCUCGAACCCAUAAAAAACUCGAGGAAGCACUCGAUAUUGGUGGUUUCGGUUAUCCCGCAUUGGUUACGGUGAAUUUAAGGAAAAAUAAGUAUGCUGUGAUGCACGGCUCUUUUUCAGUUGAAGGUAUUCGUGAUUUCCUCCAUGAGCUUGGCCAUGGGCGAAGUAGUUCAAAUCUAAGAGAGAUGAACUCUUUGCCAGAAAUUGAAGAUUCCAAACCUUGGGAUGGAAAUGAUGCUCCGGUUGUGCAUGAAGAGGAAAUUGAUCUCAGUGAACUUGGAAUCAAGGUUGAUCUGUAA